This is a messenger RNA of Hippocampus comes (tiger tail seahorse), 1973 nucleotides long. Its product is annotated as absent in melanoma 1-like protein. NCBI's taxonomy places the organism in Eukaryota, Metazoa, Chordata, Actinopteri, Syngnathiformes, Syngnathidae. The record is from RefSeq and is a predicted model, not a curated record. The transcript has 11 exons. The coding region runs from base 1 to 1326 and encodes 441 amino acids.
AUGAAAGAUUUCAUGACACGGGUGGACAGGCAGCAGGGCGCCUUCAUGUACUCUGUGGGCUCCCUCAAAGUGCGCGGAGGAAUCUGGGUGGGCUAUGAGAAGGAAGGAUAUCGAGGCCACCAGUACCUGCUGGAGGAGGGCGAGUACCACGACUGGAGAGUGUGGGGAGGCUCAAACUCUGAGCUGCGCUCCGUUCGGGUCCUCCAGGCUCGAUUGUUGAAGAAUUGCGUUGACACGCCGCCUCCCAGGUGGGUAGCCUACUCCCAUGUGGACUUUUCCGGUAACCAAUACAUCCUGGAGAAAGGCUUCUAUAGUACGAGUGCCGACUGGGGUUCCCGUGACACUCGCAUCUGUUCCGUGCAGCCAGUUCGUUUGGCUCCAGCUGACGGUAACAGGACCAGAAAUGAGAUACUAUUGUACUCAGAACCGGAUUACAAGGGAGAGUGCCGUAUCUUCAACUACAAAGAGGAAGCCGCAACAGAAGAAUUCCAGACCAAGUCCUGCAGAGUUGUUGGAGGAAGCUGGGUUCUCUAUGAGAAUAAAGACUUUUCAGGGACCAUGUAUGUCUUAUCAGAAGGAGGCUAUCGCUCAUUAACAAGCAUGGGCUGCCCACCAAACACCUUCAUCCGCUCCGUCAAGGCUGUGCCGAUGAGUUUCUCAGUUCCAUCCAUCUCAUUGUUUGGACUGGAAGGGCUGGAGGGAAGGGAGAUCUCAACAGACUCUGAGCUUCUCAACAUGCAAGCGGAGGGCUUCAAUGACCACGUCCUUUCGGUCAGAGUCAACAGUGGCUGCUGGGUGCUAUUUGAAUUUGGCAACUAUAGGGGGCGCCAAUUCCUUUUGGAGCCGACAGAAAUCACCAACUGGCCCAAGUUCAGCUCUGUGCAGACGAUUGGCUCACUGUAUCCAGUCAGACAGAAGCGGCACUUUUUCCGCAUCCGGAAUGCAGACAGCCAUCACCUCAUGUCGAUCCAGGGCGGGGUGGAAGAGCUGAAGUCCGGACGGGUGGUGGUCACACCAGAGGCGGAGCCCAUGAGUGACAUUUGGUUCUAUCAGGAUGGACAAAUCAAAAAUAAGCUUUCCCCCAUCAUGAGUCUUCAAGUGAUGGGCAAUGUUGAGCCGGGAGCCAAAUUGGUUUUAUGGAACGUGACCCGGCAGCCCUCCCAGACUUGGAUGGCCCAGAUGAGAGGUCGACUCAGCAGCAUUACAUACCCUGGAAUGGUCGUUGAUGUCAAAGGUGGCCAAAGCUACGAUAAGGACCAUGUAGUGAUUAUGCCAGAGAGUGACGAGAGGUUAAGCCAACAGUGGGAGAUUGUACUGAUCAAUUAAGCCGCCACAGACGUGUUGCUCACUUUGGCAAAACUUCCACCCACAUUAACAGGCUAUCCCGCCCCCCCAAAAUCCCCGGAACCAAGAGCAAUCCCAUGCGUCACUUUUUAUUAAUUUUAUCGAAACCCGUUGUAUUCAUCAUGCCGCUCCCCAAAGAAUAUUCUAUGUUUGUGGUUUGUAGUAUACAGAGGACGGGAAGAAGUAUUCACACGUAGCUUGUGGGGGUAAAAGCUUCAGACUUUACCAUGUUACUUUUCUGAUACCUGCAGUGUACAAUUGCACACUCCACUCAACUAAUGCUUAAAAUGGACAGCUGAGAGAUAAAGCCAAAGAAUGGACGGUAUGCAAAAUACUUAAAAGCUAUUUUUAUAUUGUGUCAAAAUGUUUUAUGGUGUUCCUCAUCUCGAUGCAGCGUAUUGUAUACGAGUUUGUGGGAUAUGUAUGUCUGUUGCUAUUUUUUUUUGUGUGUGUGAAACUGCUACAGAGAAAUAUGUACCGAGAUAUCGAUAUAUACAUAUAUAGAGAGAGAAAGAGAUUAAUAAUACCUGCAAAAAUUACAUGUUCUUUGAUACUAAAGUCAUAAUAUAUAAAGGAGGGUGUGUUUUUAAAAUGCUAAUAAAAUUUAAACGCUGUCAAAGCGAAGAAAA